Molecule: messenger RNA, 3981 nt
Organism: Tribolium madens (black flour beetle)
Lineage: Eukaryota; Metazoa; Arthropoda; Insecta; Coleoptera; Tenebrionidae
Product: sodium/hydrogen exchanger 10-like
Exons: 13
Coding region: 60-3923 (1287 amino acids)
Biological process (GO): proton transmembrane transport
Cellular component (GO): membrane
Molecular function (GO): sodium:proton antiporter activity
Source: RefSeq, a predicted model, not a curated record
GUGAGUGUCUAUCAGUACGACUGAAAAGCGGCCAAAGUUUUGAAAUUUUUGGAAGAAAAAUGAAAAAGUUAACUGCUUCUAUAAUUGUUAUUACUUUAGUUGCUGGUUUAGGUGCACUGUUCUGGCAUCAUGUAAAUAUUAAGACGACUGGAAAGCCUGCACCAUCAUUUUCAGCCGCAUCUCAUCCCGCAGUUCCAGAGAAAUAUGUAAAUUUGAUGUUCUUGUGUAUGGUUCUUCUGGUCGCUUACAUGAUUCAACUUCUUCUUAUGCACACUCGCGUACCAAUUCCCUAUCAAGUCUUUAUGGUGACGAGUGCAGCAGUUUGGGGAGUUAUUGCUUACAACAACAAGGUUCUGUUUUUAUUUUCUAAGGCGACGGAUAUCUCUGUUGUUGAUUUAGCGUUCCUUUACAUACCGGGCGCAAUAUUUAACAUAGCAUUCUGCAUAGACGUUCCCAUUUUUUUUAAAACUCUCCCACAAAUAUUAGUCAUAGGGCUUCCUGUGGCUGCACUUACGGGUCUUAUUAAUGGAAUUUUGAUGAGACAGUUGAUAAGUGAAAGCUGGGAUAUAAUGUUUGGCUUUUUUUUUGGACUUCUGUGUAUACCGACCAAUCCCAAAUUUAUUGGAUAUCUCCUUAAAGAACAGUCAAUGCGCACGAAACACAUCGGCGUCCUUUUGGAAGGAGAAGCAUUGCUCACCUUUGUACUGGGAGAUUAUCUUUACUUUCUUGUAAUCUCUUAUAUGGCAGGACAUGUGAUACGUUGGUACCAAAUUAUUAAUGUGAUACUCCGCUUUAUUAUCAUGGGUACUUUGGAAGGACUCUUAUUUGGGAUGGUCGGUCGUUACUUUGUACGAAAGAUGUCAUGGAACAAAUUGAGCAUGUUUUCAAUAUUUUUUGUAAUGCCGUUUUUGAGUUUUUCUUUUUCGUUUACUUUUGGAUCCGGUUCUGGUACAACAGGAAUAGCGAUACUCGGUCUUAUAUUGGGUCUCGAACGAACAACUCUAAGUAAGGAAGCCGAAAAAUACGUAACUAAUUUUUGGGAAGGUUUGGGAUUCAUAAUGGACGUGAUUCUCUGUGUUAGAUGUGCCUUUAAUGCUAUGAUUUAUGUUAUCCCAAAAACUGAAUGGAGUCACUAUUUUUUAAUUUCUGUUGUUUAUUUAGUAUACUUCGUAACUCGUUUUUUUUGCUUUCUUCUCUUUCUGCCAUUCUUAAAGAAAUUGGGUUACGGAAUGGAUUUUAAGAACAUGAUAAUUUGUGUUUGGUGUGGAAUCAAAAGUCCUUUUAGUUUGCUGUGUGUAGCAUCGAUGGCAACAUUAGACACUUCACAAGUAUAUGGAGACAUAUGGAAAUUGUGCUUUUUUUUCUUUCUUGGGCUUUACUGUUUUUCCAACCUAAUCAAUGGCUCUUUUACGGGAAUCCUUUUAAAUUUCAUGGGUUUCCGGACAAUUUCUAUAGCAAGACAAGCCAAUAUGAGCAACUCUAUAAAACAUAUUUUUAACAAGAGAGAAAGAACAAUUGAUAUAUUAAAAAUGGAUAGAUUUUUGGCUGAUAAUGACUGGGCAUUUAUUAGAAAAACAAGUACAAUAGAACAUCCUUAUCACAUAGAGUUAGCAUCAGAAGAAGAAGAACAGUUUUUUUUUGGAUACAGAUACACAUAUUGUCCAGAAUGUAAAAAAGAUGUUGAGGAACAACCUACAACAAAAGAAAUGAAGGAAAUAAUGAAAGAAGCACAGAUGAGAGUGCUGAAAGCCAAAAAAAUUUCUUAUGCAAGACAAUUUGAAAAGGGGAUGGUCUCUAAACAAGGAAUGCGACUUCUCAGUCAGGGCUUAGAACUUCAAAUGGACACGGGAGAAUUAUUUCAAAUCAAUUUAGAUAAUGUGGAAAAACAAUACAGACUAAAUAUUUGUCAACGUCUUAUCUGGAAACUCCUUCUUAAAAUUCAACAUCUGCAUGCAAUGUGUAAGCGGCCAAAAACUUAUUGGAGACGAGUCUGUUAUUAUCUCGUUAUUAAAACAUCAUACUUAGAUAUAUUUAUAUUUGUUAUUGUCAUUCUUAAUGUUGUCGCCAUUGGAAUUGAUUGGCGUUAUCAUUCAACAAUGGACAAAGACAGUACCCAUAUUCAACACUCCCACAAAUACUGUUACGUUAUGAUAUCAAUAACACUGAUUUUUGUUUUUAUUUAUUUUUUGGAAUUUUUAAUAAAAGUCAUGGCAUACUCGCGUAGAAGAAUAUGUGCUGACGGACUGACGAGAUACUUCAAAUCCGUUUCAAAUAGCAUUGAUGUUAUGAUCAUUAUUAUACUUAUAGUUAAUGUAUCUGUUAAAGCUGCUACUUUGUCUUCUAACCACGAAGAAGAAGAAGAAUCUGUUUUCGUAGUGUUUAAUUGGUUACAGUUACUUGUGGUUUUAAAACUAGUCCUAGUUUUACGUAUUUUCAACCCUAUCUUUUUAAACUGCCUGGAUCGCAGUGCGGACGCAAAAAUAGCUUUGAUUUAUGAUAUCUGCAAAAGUUACGCUUCGACCCAUGGCGAAAUUUUAGAAUUGCUGCCUUAUUUAAUCGACAAUAAAAAAGCAAGAGAAGAAAUUAAGAUGAAACUCGAUAAUGAUCGUUUGCUUAUUACUAAAAUGCUGGGACUUAUUCAGAAAGAAAAGCCUUGGGUGGCCAUUACGGUCAAGUCAAAACAAGCGAUUCGAACGAUUCUUAGUUGUAUGUCAGAGGCAGUGACUCAACUUAAAGUUGGGGGUUGGAUAGACAAUUUUGAGCAAGAUAAGUUAUUGGUAGCAAUGGAUGUUUUAUAUGAGAGAGUAAACGCCAUCGGUAUGGUCCAACCAAGCGCCCCUAAAGUGAUCUUCAAGGAGGUGGCGUGGAUGGCUGAAGAUGAAGAUGUUAUUAAUUUUCUUUUUGAAAAUGUUACGGUUAAAAAAUUUGAUACUGGAGAUGUAGUUUUUGAUGAGGGCGACGUUGCUGAUGGCAUCUAUAUAGUCGUAACAGGACUUUUCAUUGUUAGUUAUAAUCCUAGUAAAAAUUGCCUCGAAAGUUUACACGAAUAUGGACAACUGCCUAUUGUGGAUUACCUCUCUGGAACAAAAUAUGCAAAUCCUGCGGUGGAUUACGUAGUUUCAGGAAACUGUAUAGGAGAACUAAGUUUUUUGACUGGGAGACCCUACAACUGUACUAUUCAAGCCGAAGCACCUAGUCAGGUUUACGUGUUGAGCUGUGGUGUUUUAAGACGAGCGAUGGAAUUAAGUCCCGAUCCAAUCAUUGGUUUAGAGUGUAGAAUUUGGAAAGAAGUUAGCAUUAGAAUUGCAGUACCACUCCUUCUGGCCACUCCAGCUUAUCAAUCCUUGAGUCAUGAACAAGUCAAAUAUGCUCUAGAACGAGCUUUUGUACCAAAUUUAAGAAAAUAUAAAAUUUUUAACGUGACUGAUAUGAUCGAAGAUGUAAUAAUCGUUGAUGGUCUUGUUGCCGAUUUCAAUACACGGGAGACUUACUUAGCUCCUUGCUGUAUUUCCAGAACUGUACAAAAAAUUAUUUUGCCUACAAGCAGUCUAAUGAAUGUCCCAUUUGAUGUUGAGACAAAGAUUUUAAUCGUCCCUGACCGCGAAGUGGAUGAAUACGAUGUUAUGAUGUUGGCAGAAGAAACUUGUGAAAUGCUUUCUACAGGAUCACAAUCUAAAUGUCUUCAACACACAGUACAAGAACGCAUUAAAAAUAGAAGACGAAACAGAGCUAAUUUACGCCAAAGACACGUUGAUAAGCAAAAAUCUUCUUAUAGUUCACGCAGUGCUCCCCGUUCAACUACAUCAUCGGCGUCGACAUACUCGCGUUCGGCAAUUGAAUCUUUAGCAAAAGAGAGCAUGUCCUUUAAUGAUUUUCUACAAGAACAAGAACAGAGAAAACUUUCGUAUCGCACAGAGUCCUAACGUCCUGAUUUAGAUUAAAUUAGAUGUUGUUAUAAAUUGCAUUUGUAAUAUAUUUAUA